This is a messenger RNA of Rana temporaria (common frog), 1423 nucleotides long. It is a transcript of the gene EXOSC9, whose product is annotated as exosome component 9. Gene Ontology annotation, biological process: exonucleolytic trimming to generate mature 3'-end of 5.8S rRNA from tricistronic rRNA transcript (SSU-rRNA, 5.8S rRNA, LSU-rRNA); TRAMP-dependent tRNA surveillance pathway; nuclear polyadenylation-dependent rRNA catabolic process. The transcript is spliced from 12 exons. NCBI's taxonomy places the organism in Eukaryota, Metazoa, Chordata, Amphibia, Anura, Ranidae. Bases 144 to 1349 code for a protein of 401 amino acids. The record is from RefSeq and is a predicted model, not a curated record. Gene Ontology annotation, cellular component: cytoplasmic exosome (RNase complex); nuclear exosome (RNase complex).
GCGUGUUCAGUCGGCGCUCUGUGAUGACGUAAGGGAAUGCGCCCAUAACUUGUGAAGUAUGGUUCCCGCAUGUGCACUGUAUUGAUGUAUACAGUGAAUGAACUCAGCGAAUCAAGACUUGUGUAAUUGUGUGAGGCGUCAGUAUGAGGGACACACCGCUAUCCAACUGCGAGAGGGCUUUCCUGCUCCAGGCAAUCAGUGAGAGUAAGCGUCUUGACGGCAGGCAAACCUAUGAUUACAGAAAUAUUAAAAUAACAUUUGGAACAGAGUAUGGCUGCUGUAUCGUCGAACUUGGGAAAACCAGAGUUCUUGGACAGGUAUCCUGUGAGCUUGUGGCUCCCAAGAUGAACCGCCCCACAGAAGGAAUUCUUUUUUUCAACCUUGAACUUACAGCUAUGGCAUCUCCAGCAUUUGAACCAGGAAGACCAUCAGAACUUGUGGUGAGACUUAACAGACUGCUGGAACGGUGUCUCAGGAAUUCCAAGUGUAUUGACACUGAGUCACUUUGUGUUCAGGCAGGAGAGAAGGUGUGGCAGGUUCGUGUUGAUUUACACCUAUUAAAUCAUGAAGGUAACAUAAUUGACGCAGCAAGCAUAGCAGCUAUUGCAGCACUUUGCCACUUCCGAAGGCCAGACGUAUCUGUCCAGGGAGAAGAGGUCACUGUGUAUUCCCUAGAAGAACGGGAACCUGUUCCACUGAGCAUCCAUCACAUGCCCAUUUGUGUCAGCUUUUCCUUUUUCCAGCAAGGCACAUAUUUAUUGGUGGAUCCCAGUGAACGUGAGGAACGGGUCAUGGAUGGCCUUCUAGUGAUCGCAAUGAACAAGCACAGAGAGAUUUGUACUAUCCAAUCAAGUGGGGGAAUUAUGCUGUUAAAAGAACAGGUUCUGAGGUGCAGCAAAAUUGCUGGCGUUAAGGUGGCUGAGAUUACGGAACUGAUUCAGAAAGCCCUGGAAAAUGACCGAAAGGCCAGAAAGGAAGGAGGCAAAUUUGGCUUUGCAGAGUCUCUUCCAGACCAGAAAAUAACUGCUCUAAAGAUGGAAAAAAUCCCUGUAGAUACUAAAGAUGUAGAGAACAAAGCUGAAGAGAUCAUUUGUAAAUCGGAGCCUCCAUCAGAUGUCAAUGAAAAACCGGUUGUUUGGGCUGCUGGCACUGCUCAGAUUGGAGAGGGAGCUGGAAAUGCAUGGGGAGAGUUGGAGGAAUCGGAAGAAGAGGAGGAGGAGGAUGAUGAUGAAGCAGUUUUGUUGAUAGAGACUAACACUACAAAGAAAAUUUCAAAAAAUGAUGUUGUCAUGGUAUCUGACGACAGUGAAGAGGAGGAAGUGAUUAUACUACAAGCUGGGGCACAAUGAAAAAGGAACAGCUUAGCUGCUACAGCCUCCAAAGGGGGCAAUGAGUCUACAAGCAAGAUGUCCAACCAUAAGAA